Bipolaris zeicola 26-R-13 is the source of this 1866-nucleotide messenger RNA. RefSeq lists its product as uncharacterized. Lineage: Eukaryota; Fungi; Ascomycota; Dothideomycetes; Pleosporales; Pleosporaceae. Bases 1 to 1866 code for a protein of 621 amino acids. Gene Ontology annotation, molecular function: malate transmembrane transporter activity. The transcript has 2 exons. Gene Ontology annotation, biological process: malate transmembrane transport. The record is from RefSeq and is a predicted model, not a curated record. Gene Ontology annotation, cellular component: membrane.
AUGGAAAGCCGCUACCAGCCAGAAGGCCUAUCCUUUGGCGAAAAGGAUACCUACAACAACGACCAGUAUCCUCUCACAUCCAAUCCCCUCACAUCAAACCCACCACAGCAACAACAACAAUCACCUCAACCACAACAACAAUCCCAAUAUCCCGCCCAAGUCCGUCAGUCAAACCCAUACGGCCUUCCCACCGGUCCUAGGAUGCAAACACCACCAAACCAAGGGCAGUAUGGCAUGCCGCCUGCGCCUCGAUCAGCCCAACACUCUCCUCAGAACAGCCAGAACGUGAACAACUACUCUCAGUUUCCAAGCCCUCAGCUACAACAACCACAGGCACAGCAACAAGCACCACAACCACAACAGGUGCUUCAGUAUCAACAACCCCCACAGCAACCCCCUCCAAACCCAUACCACUACUCAUCUCCUCCCCCUCUUGCCCCUCCCCAGAACCAAGGUUUCCUUCCUUCUGGCGAGACAAGUCGCUCUAACACAUGGGUCCAAACACCCGCACCCCUUUAUGCAUCCAACAAUGCAUACUUUCCCGCCCAAGUGGACGCUAAUGGCUACCCUGUUGACGUAAAAGAGCUGCACCGACCGACAGAAAACCCCUUUCGGGAUCCAGCUCCUGAACCCGCGCCUCAAAUGGAUACCAUUGACCUCGAGAAGCUCAAGCACGGCGAUGGACAUGGUCACGGAGAAUGGGACAAGCACACCAAGAUUCCUGGAAAGAAGGACCCAAACCAGCCUUACCUCACUCCCGGUCAAAGGCUGGCGCACUACACAUGGGCCAACUACACUCUUACCAUGGCUACUGGUGGUCUUGGUACGCUUAUCGCCAUCCAACCGCAUCCUUUCCCCGGCAUCAAGACCAUUGGUGCCGUCUUCUACAUCCUCAACCUUCUCCUGUUCACCGGUGUCACCAUGACCAUGGUUCUCCGCUUCACCAAGUACGCGGGCUCCUUCAAGGCCUCCAUUUCUCACGAACGUGAAGGUCUCUUCCUCGGCCCCUUCUUCCUGUCCAUCGCAACCAUUAUCACCGGAACCCAGAAAUACGUCAUCGAGUCCUACGACGUCAAUCAUCCCAACCGCUCGUGGGCUGUUACCACAAUGGCAGUCGCAUUCUGGUCGUACACCUUCAUCACCUUCUGCCUGGCCUCCUUCCAGUACUCGUUCCUCUUCUGCAGCCACACCUACAAGCUCAACAGUUUCAUGCCUUCGUGGCUCCUGCCCAUCUUCCCCAUUAUGCUUGCUGGUACCAUCGCAUCGGUCAUUGCAAAGGAACAACCAGUGUCUGCCAGAAUGCCGAUUCUGGUCGCCGGCUUGGGAUGCCAAGGUCUGGGUUUUACAGUUGCCAUUCUCAUGUAUGCGCAUUACAUUGGUCGUCUCAUGCAGGUCGGAUACCCCGAUCGUGAACACAGAGGUGCCAUGUUUAUCGCAGUCGGCCCGCCUUCUUUCACGUGCUUGGCUCUCAUUGGUAUGGCCAAUGCGCUCCCCGACGACUUUGACCUCCAGGGUGAUGGCCUCAUCGACGCCAAGCUCCUCAGGACUCUUGCGCUUGUUGUUGCGCUCUUCCUCUGGGUCCUUGCCAUGUGGUUCUUCAUGAUUACUCUCGUCGCCGUCAUCAACUCAUGGGCCGUCUACUUCCAUCUUGGAUGGUGGGCCAUGGUUUUCCCCAACACCGGUUUCGUCAUUGCCACCAUCUCAAUUGGCAACCAGCUAAGAGAUGAAACGGUGCUGUAUGUCGGCAAUGGUUUGUCCAUUGCCGUCAUCACCAUGUGGGCCUUUGUCCUCUUCAAACACAUCCAAGCCAUCUACGUGGCAGAUAUCAUCUACCCAGGCAUGGACGAGGACAUUGCCGACCACUAG